AUGUCGGUCUAUGCAGCACCCAAUAUUUCCCAUUUUGCCCUGAAACAAGGAGUGGAAUCCCUACUGCAAGCUGUACGAGGUUACCGAAAGGUUCUUGUGGGAGGUGACUUCAAUGCGCACCAUUCCGCAUGGGACCCUCGGCACCAAGAUAACAAAGGAGCAGCUCUAUUCGACCUUAUAAACGACGAAGCCUACAUUCUUUUGAACGAGGGACAGAUGACGUUCGUACCGGUUGAACUCAACAAGUCGCCUUCUGCAAUCGACCUUGUUCUGGUAUCUCCAGGGCUGUUUGACGAUGCUAGAAUGAAGGUUCUAAAUUAUGGAAUAGGUAGUCGACAUCUUGCUAUUGAAACCGUUGUACAGCUGGCCCAGCGACGACCGAACGGAUAUUUCAUCAAUAAAACCAAGAUUGCAGAGGAAUUCAGCAAAAUCAGUGUGUAUGAAGUUGUUAGCUAUUCCGAUCUACAGGGGCAAUCGAAAAUCAUCAGCAAAAAAGCCAAACAGCCGGACAAACACGUGCCUAAAUUUUGGUGGAGCGACGAGGUGGAACUAGCAUGGAACGAGAAGAAUGAAGCAAGAACUCGAUUCAACCGCAGUGGAGAUUUGGAAUCACUACUGGAUCUGAGGAAAAAGGAAACGAUUUUCAAAAGGAAAAAACAGGAAUCUUCACGAAAACGGUUUGAGGAAUUCGUUGCCAGCUUCGAUCCUCGGACUCCAGCAAAGACCAUCUGGAAUCAAUUAGGCAAACUCACCGGAAAGAAGAAGAAAAGGGAGAAUGUACUAGUACACGAUGAUUUGCAAAUGGCGCAGCAGUUUUUGAACAAAUACUUCCCGUUUGAAACUAACAUUGCUCCCAUACCUUCUUAUCUUCCUAACUAUGACAUUUUAACAAGCAGCUUUUGGAUCCGAUUUUUGUCGAAAAAGUCUUCUCAUUCAGCCCCAGGUCCAGACGGGAUCGCAUAUAGUUCCUUGAAACUAUUAAACGCUGAAGUGAGAGACUCCAUUAUCAUGGACAUGAACCAUAUCUGGAGAUCAGGCGUUGUCCCGGAAAAUCUCAAAUCCAUCAAGGUUGUCGCAAUUCCCAAACCGGGGAAGGACCCCGAAUCAAUAGAAGGAGUUAGGCCUCUGUCUAUGCUAAACUGUGGGAUGAAGAUUUUGAAUGCCGCCGUGUUAGAAAAACUGCAACAACACAUCGAAAUAAGAAACAUUCUUCCGAGGUUAUCUUUUGGGUUCAGGAAGGGAAUGUCAACAGUUGGCUGCUUGGAAUACGUCACGAACAAAUUAUUCCUAGCUAAACGGGAGAAGAACCUUGCAGCGAUAAUCUUCAUCGAUCUCUCCAAUGCGUUCAACGCAAUCAAACUGGAUAAGUUAGAGCAAUGCAUGUUAUCGUUUGGACUUCCACCAGAAUUUCCUAGUUGGGUGCUAGCUUUUCUGGCAGACAGGAAAAUACAGUUGCAGGUCGGAGCUGAUACGCUAACACGACAUGUUAGCCAAGGCCUUCCACAAGGAGACAUACUGUCACCGACGCUCUUUAAUAUUUAUACUGCCAAUCUCCAUAGUAUCCGGGUAGAAGGUGUCGAACUCGUUCAGUAUGCGGACGACUUUGCCGUGAUGAUUGAGGGACGAGACCUAGAAGAAAUCAACGAACGAGGUAACCAGUUCAUGGAACGUUUUGUGGAGGCAGCAGAUGAGCUGAAUUUCACCAUCAACGCGCAGAAGACUAAGGCUAUAUUGUUCUUGAACUCUCCGAAGGUUCUGAAUAUCCAUAUUGGCACGGAUGUGAUAGAAACAGUCAACUUCCAUAAAUACUUGGGUCUAUUGAUAGAUAGAUCGCUAAGGUUCGGCGCCCACUUAAGGGACCUCUCCAAGCAGGCGGCCGAUCGCCUAAAUAUGCUCAAGGUCAUUAGCGGUACCAAGUAUGGCAGUCACCCAGCGACACUUGGUAUGGCCUACAAUGCUUUCUUUCGGGGCUUCAUCGAAUAUGGUUCUAGUAUAUACAGCUCUGCGUGCAAAACUAAUUUGGAGCGAAUUGAUGUUAUCAAUAACGCCUGCCUACGAAGAAUCACAGGUUGCACCAAAACAACACCUAGAAACACUUUACAGGCCAUAGCUGCACAGCCUCCGCUUCAAUUCAGGCGGCUGAAGGUAGUUGGGAAGCAGGUGGUCAAGCACUAUUACCGGAAAACUCCUGUAUGGGAGCAGAUCAACAACUGCGACGUGUUGGACGAAUCGAAGAGGUACACCUACAUCGAGCAAAUAGCAGCACAACAUGCAGAAAUAUUCCAGGACAUGACAUGUGCAGUUUCAGCGACUCCGUUAUCAGGAUCAGUGGACAUCUCAACAACACUGAAUGAGGAACUGUGGCCCAAAAAACAGACCAACAUCAGGGUGCUGAGGCAGCUUACACUGUCUCUGAUCCACGGAAAAUAUCGAAAUCGUCCUAUUAUUUAUACAGAUGCGUCAAGCAAUGGUAUGGAAUGCGGAAUUGGGGUUUUCCAUGAGCCAAGCAACACCAGACUCAGCUUGAAACUGUCUAACUUCGUCUGUAUCAUGUCGGCGGAGAUCCAAGCAAUCUUCAUAGCGCUACAGUACAUCAAUCGUAAUGGUAUAUCCAACGGAGUCAUAAUGACGGAUUCCAGGGUUGGCUGCGAGUUCAUUCUGGAUCAAAUGGACAAAAAAGUGCGAGAUUACCUGAUCAACCAAAUCUUGGUCCUGGCGGCCGCAACGAUGACGUCUAUCCAAUGGAUACCAGGACACACGGGAGUGCGAGGUAAUGAAAUGGCGGAUCAACUGGCCAAACAGGCCCUGGAAAGAGACAUCAUCUGCAUCAACAAAAUACUGCUUCAUGACGCGGUUUGGUACUUCCAACGUCGCAGCGAGGAGGGUGCUCAGCAAUGGUAUCUGGACUACUCAUCAGAGCUUGGAAAGGGCCGCAAGUACUUUCAGAUACAGAACACUAUCCCUCAUAGACCCUGGCACUUUAAGUUAGAUCUAAAUAACAAGGAAGUACGCACUCUCAAUAGGCUACUCUCUGGUCACGAUUUUUCACGCUACUGGUUAUUUAAAAUGAAACUGGCAGACGAUUGUAUUUGCGAAAGCUGCGAUGUAACUGAAGACGCCGAACACAUAAUCUUCUACUGCGUAAAAUAUGCUGCGACAAGGAACAAAUAUGGACUGGACAACUUUUGCAACAUUUACAAUGUUUGGGACCGGAAAAACAUCGACCUUCUCCGUGAUGUAGUCAGCUUUUUAAAAGAAAUCAACAGCAAAAUCUAG
Aedes albopictus (Asian tiger mosquito) is the source of this 3276-nucleotide messenger RNA. Its product is annotated as RNA-directed DNA polymerase from mobile element jockey. Gene Ontology annotation, molecular function: RNA-DNA hybrid ribonuclease activity; nucleic acid binding. The record is from RefSeq and is a predicted model, not a curated record. Lineage: Eukaryota; Metazoa; Arthropoda; Insecta; Diptera; Culicidae. The transcript has a single exon. The coding region runs from base 1 to 3276 and encodes 1091 amino acids.